AGAUAGUCAGCCAUGGUGCAUUUAUAGUGUUUAACUGACUCUUAAUGCAAGUGAAAACGAUGCAGUCGAUACUGCUUAAUAGCAAUUUGACGAUUGACUGAUGGCUAGGUAAAAAAUAUUUACAUUUAAACUGGUGAGACUCACUGACAGUUACCAACAUAUAUAGAUUGUGGCUAGUGUGUUCAUGUGGAGUGAUGGUACUGGUGUUUUGUUGGGGAAUUGAUACACAGGGAUGGAACUUAUUAAUUGAUCUUUAAUUCGCUAUAGGAGAUAGCAAGUUAUUGUAAGAAGGACCUGGGAUUUUACUCAUUAGUAUGUGAACAUAAAUUUCGGACAGACGAGCCAAAAAGGAGUUCCUAAUCAGACACUAGACCAGCUGACCUGACUGUUAUAGAGACUGCAGAAAGGUGGAUACUUUGAAAGGCUUAUACAGGUGCCACUUAAAAAGCAAGACUGUCAGGGGAGUGACUAUAACUAACUACUGAUCGACUACCCACAGUGCCAACAAGAGAAGCUUUAAGUUCCAUAGAGACAUGAGAAUGUUUUAAACCUCUUAUAUAUCCAACUAAAGCUGCGAGUACCUGUGAAAUCACCCCUAUGAUGACAAUGUACAACGAAGCCUAUGCGUCACCAUGGUCAGCCAAUCAGCCACCUCCCAGAUGGUUCAGUGCCGACUGUUACACGGGAAUCAACAUGGCCGACCGGCACCAGAGAGAGGAGUUUCUCUGGCCACCUGCUCAGGCCAGUACUCCAGCUGGGUCGGAAAGUCACAGCCCGAUGUCCAGUGCUGCAGAUUUGUUUAAGUGGAAAUCCAGCCAAGGCAGUCAUGUGCCACAAGAGUUUAGUAAUAUCAGUUCCGAUGCGAUGAACAACAACAACCAUCAUCAUCAUCAUCAUCAUGUGGGUCGCCACGAGAGCACGAGCAGUAAUGGUAGUUACCGUAGUAACGGAGCCCCAGGUGGGCUUCACAGCCCCGGCACACCCUUGACUGGGGGAGCCUCAUCUCUAGUCAUACCCCAGCCCUUGAAGCCCCCGCAGCAGAAAUUGCCCAAUAAGUCCAUUCAAUGUAAAAUGUGCGAUCAGAUAUUCUCCAUGAAGUCGGACAUGUUAAUUCACUGCCAGCAAGUCCACAAACAAGACAUGAAGACAUUCAGUCCGUCAGCAUUUCGCUGUCCCCAGUGUCAGAAGUGUUUUGCCAACUCGUCCUACUUGUCACAACACAACCGCAUCCAUGCCGGAAUCAAGCCGUACAAAUGUGAGAUCUGCGAACGCAAGUUCACACAGUUGUCCCACCUACAACAGCAUAUACGUACACACACUGUAAAGACCAUGGUGAGACUGUACGACCUUGGUUAA
Mya arenaria is the source of this 1356-nucleotide messenger RNA. Its product is annotated as zinc finger protein rotund-like. The record is from RefSeq and is a predicted model, not a curated record. Gene Ontology annotation, biological process: regulation of transcription by RNA polymerase II. Lineage: Eukaryota; Metazoa; Mollusca; Bivalvia; Myida; Myidae. The coding region runs from base 598 to 1356 and encodes 252 amino acids. Gene Ontology annotation, molecular function: RNA polymerase II cis-regulatory region sequence-specific DNA binding; DNA-binding transcription factor activity, RNA polymerase II-specific. The transcript is spliced from 9 exons.